Molecule: messenger RNA, 7147 nt
Organism: Melospiza georgiana
Lineage: Eukaryota; Metazoa; Chordata; Aves; Passeriformes; Passerellidae
Gene: TTYH3
Product: tweety family member 3
Exons: 14
Coding region: 18-1592 (524 amino acids)
Cellular component (GO): plasma membrane
Molecular function (GO): intracellularly calcium-gated chloride channel activity; volume-sensitive chloride channel activity
Source: RefSeq, a predicted model, not a curated record
GUGAGGCAGGCGCGGGCAUGGCGGGCGUGAGCUACUCGCCGCCCUGGUGGGUGAGCCUGCUGCACCGCCUGCCGCACCUCAGCCUGCGCUGGGAGCUCACCGCCGCCGACUUCCGACCGCACGACGCCGAGUACCAGCAGGCCCUGCUGCUGUUGGGUGGCAUUGCUCUGUCCUGCCUGGCUCUGGACCUGCUCUUCCUCCUCUUCUACUCCUUCUGGCUGUGCUGCCGCCACCGCAAGAGCGAGGAGCACCUCAAUGCUGACUGCUGCUGCACGGCCUGGUGCGUCAUCAUCGCCACCCUCGUCUGCAGUGCUGGAAUUGCUGUGGGAUUCUACGGGAAUGGGGAGACCAGCGACGGCAUCCACCGGCUGACGUACUCGCUGCGCCACGCCAACCGCACCGUGGCCGGCGUGCAGGACAGGGUACUGGACACUGCAGUGGCCCUGAACCAAACAGUGGAACCAAACUUGCUCGUCCUGGAGGAGAUGUUCAAGAAGCAGACAGACUACCUGCAAAUUGUCCAGAAACUGCAAAGUCUCUUGGAUAAUCUGGUCAGGCAAACAACUGAGAUCCCCUUCUGGAAGAAUGACGAGCUGUCUCUGGAGGAGCUGGCAAUUCAGAUUGACCUCUAUGACUGGUACAGGUGGCUGGGAUACCUGGGCCUGCUCCUGUUCAAUGUCCUGAUAUGUUUGCUGGUGCUCUUUGGGCUCAUUAGAAACUCCAGGGCCAUUCUUAUGGGGGUGUGCUUGCUUGGGGUGUUUGCCCUGAUUGUCAGCUGGGGAUCCCUGGGCCUGGAGCUGGCUGUUGCUGUGGGCUCCAGUGACUUCUGUAUCAACCCUGAUGCUUAUGUCUCCAAAGUGGUUGAAGAGAAUGCAGUGCUCAGUACUGAGACUCUCCGCUAUUACAUGACCUGUAGUGCUGGCUACCCCAACCCCUUCCAGCAGAAGCUGUCAGGAAGUCACAAGGCUCUGGUGGAAAUGCAGGACGAUGUGUUGGAGCUGAUGAGGUCAGCAAGCAAAGAGCACCCCACCUCCAAGGAGUAUCUUACUCGGAUCCAGGAGGUUUUGAACUCCACAGAGAUCAACUUGCAGCAGCUGACAGCUUUGGUAGACUGUAGGAGUCUGCACUUGGAUUACAUCCAGGCUCUGACAGGAUUCUGCUAUGAUGGAGUGGAAGGCCUCAUCUACCUGGUUCUCUUCUCCUUUGUCACAGCCCUCAUGUUCAGCUCCAUUGUCUGCAGCGUCCCACACACUUGGCAGCAGAAGAGAGGCUCAGAUGAUGAUGGGGAAGAAGAAUCAACUGCUCAAGGGAGCAGGCAGACACACGAUAAUCUGUACAGAGUGCACAUGCCCAGCCUGUACAGCUGUGGCAGUAGUUAUGGCAGUGAGACCAGCAUCCCUGCAGCAGCACACACAGUCAGCAAUGCUCCCGUCACGGAGUACAUGAGCCAGAAUGCAAAUUUCCAGAACCCCCGUUGCGAGAAUACCCCGCUCAUUGGCCGGGAGUCCCCACCUCCCUCAUACACCUCCAGCAUGAGAGCCAAAUACCUCGCCACCAACCAACCUCGUCCAGAUGCUGGCAGUGUGCAUUAAAAUGAAAAAGCAAAAGCAAAAAGCAAAAAAAAACAGCAACAAAAACAAAAAACAAAACCCACACGUGCAGUCAGACGAAACAAUGUGCCAACUGCUGUGCCCCUGUGCUGUCCUUGUAGAACAAUCCUGCUGUUCUGCCCAAAAUCUAGUGCAGCUCCUUCUGUUUCUCCAGCCCAGACCGCCCUUCCAGCCUGGUACCUGGCCACUGAGUGGAAGCUCCUUUUGAAUUUAAGCCUUCACCCUGUAGUACAAGAGAGCAAAUGUGUGCUGGCCAGCAGCUGACAGCACCUGGGCAGGAACCUGGGCCCCAGCCCAUGGGCAGCUCACCAGAGCAGCCUGGCAGGAACAGGGGGUGAAAAUCUUCUGCCCCCUCCUUCCCCCUUCUGUUCCAAGAGGGACUUGGUGAAAGAUGGUGGUAGAUCUUCUUCACCUCUGCAGUGGGACCAGCAGCCUGCCAGACACUGAAGAAGCAGCUCUGGGUGCCUGUGGCUGGUGUGCAACGAGGGAAUGCUGGGGAUGCACAGCACAGGACCUGGUGGGAAUCCUCUGGUGAGGGAGGAGGGAGCUCCUGCCUCAGGGUGUCACUGCAUAUCCACUGGAAUUUGCUCCAGAAGAGCAAACCAUUUCACUACCCUGAUUAACUUUUUUUUUUUUUUGGAGUCCAUUAAGAAAAUGCCUUUUUUUCCCUAUCUAUAUCUAUAUGUGGAUUCUUGAGGAGGAGCAGAGGGGCCCAGCACAGUCAGUCUCCCUGUCCACUGCUCUGGAGCUGACUCUGCUCCACCAGGGAAGCCCAGGUAUUUACAGAUGGCAUUCUGGGUGCUGCCUUUCCCAGGCUGACACAGAUCAAACAGGAGCCAGCCACUCACUUGGUGCCAAAUUUUUCCAGGGAAAGACUUUUAAGACUUUAUGGGAGGUAUUUUUGCACUAAAGAGUUUUGGCUCUCCGAUGCUAGAUCUUAUGGGACAGUCAGCUUGCAAAAGCAAGAGAAACUGGAAGCACCAAUGGAUUUAUAGCAAAUGCAAGCUCUCCACGUGGGAAUGACCUGUGAACUCUGCUGGACUUUCUUUUUUUCCUUUUUUAUAAACCAUAAUCUACAGCACAGGGUUGCUGAAAUGGCAUUGAAGGAGGUUUUUGGAGCCUCAUUCAUAACAAACUCACCAGAUUGUCAGUGUAUCUUCUGUGUUUAGAGUCCAAAACCCUCGACAACAUUGUGACUGUCAGAACAGAUUUAUAUUUGAUUCUAUUUUGUUUAGUUUUCCAAGGCACAUUGCUAACCACUAUCUGACCAUACUAAUGCACAUGUAAGGCAUUUUCUAGACAUGAGGCAGAACAAGGCUUGCAAAGGGGCAGCUGGGUGCCUGCAGAGGGCAACAUCCUUCACUGGUGCUGUACUUCCCACUGCAGAGCAGUGCUCCAAAGGGCACUGGCAGCUUCCUGCUGGAAGAGGAGACUGCCUCUUGGGAGGUGCUGUCAACUACUGCCCUUUCACUUGGGUAACUAUAAUGUUCCUUUUUGUCUUUUUACCUCUUAGUAGGGGCAUCUUAGCAGAGCUGCUGAGCGUUUUAUUAAAUCACUGGCAGAGGAAAUUGAGUGGGAAGCAUCUCUCAAACUGGAGUGGAGCUGUUGGCAGAGGCAGUUCAUUGUCACCUCAGUGAUGUUCAGACUGAUGUUUGUUUACCCCACCUCUGCAGCUUGGGGCGCAGAAUUACCAACCUGCCUUUACUCAAGUCAGUUGCCUUCUUGCAGUGAGGUGGGAACUGCUCCUGGCAGGCAGCUAAACAGGCUGGAGGGAUCUGCUGGGAAAUGCCACCAGCUCUGUGGCACAGCAAGCUUGGAGACUCCUCUUAAGAUAGAAACCACUACUAAACUGCAAGGCCAGCUGUUACCAUUGGAAGGAGUGAGAGACAGGGAGGAGGCAUCACCACACAGACAGGAGGAGAAGGGUUUGGAAUAAACUUCACACUUCACCAUAAAUCUCUGGAAGCAGGAUGUUCUUGCUCAGGACUGAGUAUGCCCUUUCAGACACAUUGGAUGGGCUUCACACUGAAACAUUACCUCUGUUUUAUCAAAUAACAAGGGCAGGGAAACCUGGUCACAGGUGGUAUGGAGGGACACUGGCUCACGAGCCCCAGGGUUUCCAUCCUGUCUUGGAGCCUACCAGGAGCUGUGGGUGUGCAGGGUGUGGUGAUCUUGCAGGGCCCCAAGCACCCAACUGUUCUCUGGGGGAACCCCAACCUUUCCCUCACUCUGAAGAAAGAACCAAGAGCCAUAUAAUCCUCACUAACACUGAGUUGUUCUGCCAUCAUCCCUCCAUGCAAGGAUGUGCUCCGAUUGCCACUCACAUUAUCAAUUUUAGGGGAGCUGCCCUGAAAUCUGUGGCCCAGUCCUACUGGUGGAAGGCAAAUGUUUUGGAGGCUGGAGGGUGUGGGGAACCCUGUGAAAACAAGAGCUUCUGUGUACCAACUUCUGUGUGCACAGAAUGCACCCUGAACCUGCGUGUGACUGCGCUUUGGGCUGGGUCUGAGUUGUCACCGUGGCAUUGCCUGUGCCACACAGGAACAGGAGUGAGCCUUUGUUUGCAGCAUCCAACAGAGCAGCCACCUUGACCUGCUUCCUUCCAAGGUCUGGCACAGCCACUUCCAACAACCAGAACAACUUCUGACAGUGUUUGGGGCUCGCAGCAAGGCACAGCUGUGGAGAUACGUGCUCUGUGACUUCAACAUAUAACUGGAAAGAAUGUUAUGGAGGUAACAUUUUGCUCUCUGGGGGCCAGCACAACGUGACUGCGGUGUGAGCAGUGUACCUGUGUCCAGCCAGCACUUCCUUUACUUGACAUGGAUAUUGCACUUUUGUAAAGCAUCCUGGAACUCUGCUGCCCCGCUGCAUGCUGUGCAGAGCGCUGGAUAGGAAACACAGACAAAUGGGUUUCUUUUGGUUUAUUAUUAUUAUUAUUACUUUUUUGGGUUUUUUUCCUUUUUUUUCUUUGUUUUACUGGAACCUUGAGCAACAGUGUGGCAUUUCUGCAGGCUGGUCUGAAUGGAUCUGCUGAAGAACAGAUGGCCUUUGCCUAUUCUUAUGGCUGCGACAUAAUCAGUCUCAUCCAUAUGGUCACAUUCAGUCUGAGGAGGGGACUUUGAAAAGCCAAGAUCUCCCAGACUCUGUGCCUCCCUCUAGGGUGAACAGCAGGUGCUAUCUGGCAAAGACUCAUCUGUUCUGGAUGGCAUUCAUGGUUGAGGGAGUCCAAACUCUUCAAGCUGCAGGUGGUAAAGCUGUAGAGACUUCUCUCUCUUCCAUCGUGUCUCUCUGUUUUUAAUGUGACAAAACACCGAGGCCAUAUCACUUGGUGUGUCCUAGCUGACCUUGUUGGACAUUUCUCGUGUUGCUGGUUGCUAGAAAAAGGGUCCAGAAGUUGGAGGAGCUGAGAUUGGCCUCUGGACACCUCGCUGACUGCAGAGUGGACGGCAGCUUGUCCGGUUGAAGGUGACUGCGUCGGUGAAGACACUUCAUGUUACCUUUUCAGAAGCACAAAUGUGGUCAUUGGCUUGUCUGGUUGGCUUGGUUUAUUUCCACUGCAUCAUCAUGUGUGAAUGACACUUUCUUUUUGGAACUGAGAACUCUUCCAAGCACACAAACAUCUCCACAAUGUGAAAUGUAAAUAGCAUGUUGGACUCUUGUGUCCAGUGUUCAAGACUGCAUUGUAAUUGUAAAGGAAAUCAAAUCAAGACUUGGCUGUGAAUUUCUUGUGCUGUCUUGGGAAUUAUAACUGUAGUGUUUGUAUCCUGUAUGUAUUAUUAAACUGAGUUCAUUUUGUGUGCUGAUAAAAGGGUUCAAGCUAAGAUUUUUAGCGUGCAUCCAUGUACCCAAAUGUGAAGGCUGGAGUGCUCCCUUCCCCUCCUGUCCUUUUUAAUUUUCUCCAUUUGAUAGGUGUUGAUUUUCCGUGUACAGUCAUCUCAGCCAAGAUGCAAGGGAUGUUCAUUGGAGUGCUUUGAGGGGGACACAGUGCAUGGGGUUUUAAGUGAUCCUAAGUCAGGAUUUCCACAGCAGUUCCCUGAAACCACAUGAAAAGUUUGGCCUUUUUGAGAGUUCAAGCAUUUCUCAGGGAGCUGCUCAGCCAUUGCUCACGAGAGCUGUGGGUGCUGCAGGGGGUGGGAGGCAGGAGUGGGUGGGUGCCCCCAGAGCAAGGUCCAGGUACCUGUGGGAGCAAGCCCAGGCUUCCCUCCUGGUGCCUCCUUCUCUCUCUCCCUCCCAGCAGCCACUGAAAUACCAUUCUGAGCCCUUUGAAGAAGAGAGAGGUGUCUUGGCUGGUUGGUCCCUGCCACCCCCCAGUUCCAGAGGAGAUGGGGUGGGUGGGUUUCCCCUGAGCUCAGGAGAGGAGCUGCCUUUGGAGUUGUUCCUGCCUGGGCUCCAAGGAGCAGCCAGGGUCUCCCCCAGCCCAGCAAAUACCAGUGAACACCUCUGGGUGGGAGGGGAAAAGCCCAAAGCCCUCCAGGGAGGUGCUGAGGAGCAGAUCUCAAGCCUUGAGACAGGGACAAGGCUUGGUCUGCACCUCCUUUCACCACAGCCAGAAAUUGUGUGUGUGCUGUGGAUGGCUUCCCUAGGCUGCCCAGCAGAAUGUGGGAUGUUUUACAGCAGUUCCUAGCGGGCUGACAGGUGGUUUGUGCUGUCUCAGGGGGUGUGGGAUCUCUGCCAAGCUGUGAUGGUGAGUGUGCUGCCCAGCUGGGACGUGAGGGAUGGGUCACUGCUGGCCUGGAGCUCCCAGGUGCUCACCCAGCCCCUGUGGCUGCAUGAACCAAGUGGAACAUAAAUUGAUGUACAACCAGAAAGUUCAAAAUGCUCCUUUCCUAAAGAGGAUAACUGUAGCAUGAAGCUCUUAGGUGCUCUGCAUAUUUGAUACCACAUUGCUCCUCACUAUGCAAUUCCCAACUCCUUCCUUCCUGUUCCUCCUCUAAUCUCACACCAAGACUUCUGCAGUGGCCUCUGCCCAGGAGGCUGCUGGAGUCCCAGAAAAGCCUCAUUUCUUCCAUUGUCCUCUGCCCUGGGUGCAGCUGCCCAGCUGUCACGUCAUGUGCCUCAGGUCCCUUGGUAAUGGGAGGCCCCAUGAGUUUUAUUCACAUCAUUCAGAGGGAAGUUUAUUUUCUUGGACACUGUGCACAGAAAUCUAAUGGUGAUCAUGUACCUGGCCUUUUUGUAACUUCUCUGUUUCGUUUGUUUUUUUUUUUUUUUUCUUCUUAACCAUAAUGGUUGUAUAUCAUACCACUUUAUAUACAUAUAUAAUAUAUAAAUAUAUAUAAUUUUUUUUUAAACUUCGGACCUGCUAGUUUCUUUCAAGUGUUCCUGCACUUACCCAAAAUGUUUUUAAAUUGUGAAGAUUAAAGAGGAUUGAGCCCAUUUUUGUAUCUUUACUUUUAAUUCUGUAGUUCUCUUGAUUGUAACGUAGCUAUUUUUUACUGUAACUUUUUGGUUUGCAAAUACUAAACAAAAAAACCUAAAUGUAAUAUCUGUGGUUUCUAUUCAGCUUGGGUUUCAUGUUUUAAAAAUAAACGAUUUAAAACCAC